Rhagoletis pomonella (apple maggot) is the source of this 1760-nucleotide messenger RNA. Its product is annotated as glucose dehydrogenase [FAD, quinone]-like. Lineage: Eukaryota; Metazoa; Arthropoda; Insecta; Diptera; Tephritidae. The transcript has 4 exons. The record is from RefSeq and is a predicted model, not a curated record. Gene Ontology annotation, molecular function: oxidoreductase activity, acting on CH-OH group of donors; flavin adenine dinucleotide binding. The annotation marks the transcript as partial.
UCUCUCUCAUACAUAUGUCAGUUCCGUUCCGAGCCCGAUAGUGAGUAUGAUUUUGUUGUGAUUGGUGGCGGUACUGCUGGUUCGGCUGCUGCUGCGCGUCUCUCCGAAGUAGCGCAUUGGAAAGUUUUGCUCGUCGAAGCGGGUAAGUUUUUGCUAAAGUAUGGCACAAGUCUCAAUUCCUUUUUUUGUCCGAAUAAGUGCGUUUUUCAAGAACAUAAUCUGCGGUUUGAAAAUGAACUAUUCCUUUCAAAAAUACUUUUACAAAAGUUAUUUGCUUCCAUUACAGGUGAUGAUGAACCAGUUGGCUCACAAGUACCAGCAAUUUCGUUAAAUUACCUUGGCAGUGACAUCGACUACCACUAUAAAACUCAACCGGAGAAAUCAGCGUGCCUGGGAAAUGCCAAUCAGGCUUGCUCUUGGCCGCGUGGCAAAGUAUUGGGUGGCACAUCGGUGGUGAAUGGUAUGAUGUACAAUCGCGGCAAUCGUGAGGACUAUGACUAUUGGGCAUCCUUGGGUAAUACCGGUUGGUCGUACGACGAAAUAUUGCCAUACUAUAAGAAAUCCGAAAAUAAUUUGCAAAUUACUGAGGUUGAUAGCGAUUUGCAUGGCAUACGUUUUAGUGCUGCACGCGCAUUCUUGCGUCCCGCACGCUACCGUGAGAAUCUUCAUAUUCUACUUAACACCACUGCUUCCAGAGUGCUCUUCCAAACGAACAGUACAAUCGUUAAUGGUGUUGAAUUGAUCGAUAGGAAUAACAAUACUCUCACAGUUUCUGUAAGGAAAGAGGUGGUCGUUAGCGCAGGCGCCUUGGACUCACCAAAAGUACUAUUGCUUAGCGGUAUUGGACCAGAAGAUGAAGUCAACGUAACUGUCGUACACGAUUUGCCCGGUGUUGGCAAAAAUCUACACAACCAUGUCGCUCACUUUAUGACCUUCUACGUUAAUGACACAAACACAAACGCUCUAAAUUGGGCAACCGCCACAGAAUAUCUUCUCUAUCGCAAUGGUGUACUGUCCGGCACUGGUAUUGGUGAUAUGACCGGCAAAAUUAGCACCAAAUAUGCCGAUUCAUCAAGAGGACCCGAUGUGCAACUCUUCUUCAGUGGCUACUCGGCUAGUUGCUCCGCUACCGGUGUUGUUGGUGAGCUGCUAUCGAAUAGCUCGCGCUCUGUGAAUAUUUUCCCCGCCGUGUUGCAUCCAAAAUCACGUGGUUCCGUUACACUCGCUUCCAACGAUCCUCUUGAUGCUCCACUCUUUGUCGGAAACUAUUUAACCGAGGAUCAUGAUGUCAAAACGCUUGUUGAAGCCAUCAAGUUCGUCAUACGUUUGUCGGAAACGCCAGCGCUGCAAAAGUUCAACUUCACGCUGAAUAAGACCCCAGUAACACAAUGUGCAUCGAUCGACUUCGGCACCGAUGAGUACUGGGAGUGCGCUGUACGUUAUCGCACCGGUGCCGAGAACCAUCAAGCGGGCUCCUGUAAAAUGGGUCCAGCAAACGAUACCUUGGCUGUGGUGGACAAUGAGUUGCGCGUGUAUGGCGUGCAGGGUCUUCGUGUUAUGGACACAUCCAUUAUGCCAGUCGUAAUUUCGGGCAAUACUUUUGCGCCUGCUGUAAUGAUCGCCGAAAAGGGUAUCGAUCACAUAAAGCGUGCAUGGGGCAUCGAAAGUGGUGCCACUAAGAGGCGCCACUCACGUUCAGUAUUGUCAGAAUUUUUACAACAAUCCAGCUAAUUGGACAAAAAAAAAGAGCUAAAAACAGC